Molecule: messenger RNA, 1018 nt
Organism: Racocetra persica
Lineage: Eukaryota; Fungi; Glomeromycota; Glomeromycetes; Diversisporales; Gigasporaceae
Source: the annotation of a GenBank genome assembly
ACUUCUAUCGUUCUCAGAAUUUGCGAGUUACGUCAAUAAUUUUUCCAGAGAUAAUCGAGUUCAGCAACCCUCGGAAACGGCACGAAAUAUUUCCGUAGAACAAAGAUCAGUAGAAUAUGACGAAUCUAGACAAUCGAGUCGUCAAAUCGAAAAUUCUUGUAAUACAGCAAAACAUAUAGAAGAAUUGAAGCGAGAAGCAGCGAGAUACCAAGCAGCAUUGGGUGAUGUUGUGAAUUUUAGAUGGCGUGAUGACGAUCCUAAUAACUCCAUGAAAUUAGUUAAGGAUAUUGAAAAACUUCAACGUGAUUUACAGUCCUUUACUGGAGUUAAAGGAACCAACAUACAAAUCCAUCAGGAAGCUGUUUCUGAACUCUUCAAAAAAUACAAAUGUUCAACAAAAUUUGACGAUAGAGCAAUGAAGGUUGUUUUGUCCGCUGUCCUACAAAGGCAUAUUCUUGAGUAUAUCUACGAACUUUCUGAAAAUUUUAAGAGGAAAAUCCCACCAGAUACAGGUCUUUUAACAGACGACCAACUUGAGGCAGGCAUUGCUUCUCGGUUUCAAGAAUUAUGCCCAUUGAUAUCUCGUUUUUCAAAUGUUAAUCCAGGGAAUGAUGAACACACGCGCGUUCUUCCAAUAAAGUUACGUCAAUAUAUUUACGCUGCCCUUUCCAAUAGAGGAUUUGCUAAACAAAAUCAUCAACUCAUUCAACAAAUACUUGAAUCUCUGAUAAAAGAAAUGGAUCAAUACAGAACAGUAGAAUCAAGAGAUAAAAGUAAACUUGCUUCAAAAGCAACCUCAAUUAUUAGACAAGUCCUAAAUAUAUUUGGUUUUCGGUUACACACCCAAGAGCCAACACCCAAGACUCAAUUUUAUAAUGUUGGUGAUCCUAUUGAUGUUGAAGUUAUGGAUGGUAGUUGGCAAGGUGAUGCUAGAGAUUUUGAAGUUGAAUUUUGCUCAUUUCCAGCUAUCUUAGUAAUUGAUGGUGAAAAAAGGAUAUUUACUAAAGCUCAAGUAAUG